Molecule: messenger RNA, 2027 nt
Organism: Myxocyprinus asiaticus (Chinese sucker)
Lineage: Eukaryota; Metazoa; Chordata; Actinopteri; Cypriniformes; Catostomidae
Product: alpha-1A adrenergic receptor-like
Exons: 2
Coding region: 482-1972 (496 amino acids)
Biological process (GO): phospholipase C-activating G protein-coupled receptor signaling pathway; adenylate cyclase-activating adrenergic receptor signaling pathway; cell-cell signaling
Cellular component (GO): membrane
Molecular function (GO): alpha1-adrenergic receptor activity
Source: RefSeq, a predicted model, not a curated record
UACUAUGAUUUCAAAUACAGUUACUGAAAAUAUUUUGAUUGAAUCACCUUGAACAAAACUGAAAGUGACAAAUAAGUAUUUUGUCUUGAAAAUAAAUGUGAUAACUUCAGGGAUUUUCUAAAUUUGCAACAUUUUAAAAUUUAUUAAAUAUUAGAUCAAAUUGCCUCAAAAUCAAACUUUAGACAUCACACCCAGUGAUCUCCUGGAUCAGGAAAAGCACUUUUUUCACAUUUUGAAAAAAUCAAAGCAGCUUCACUCAGCGUUGGACUAUAGGAGAGAUGGGCGGUCACAACGACUUAUACCCCUUAAAAAUGAGACUCUUAUUUUUACAUUACAUGUGUGCCAGAGUACUUCAGAGAAGGAACAUGAAAAUACACUAUACAAUAUAAGGAACAUGCGCUGCUGCAUUAAGUACACCUGACUCAAAAUAUCACAUUACUCAGUACCAACCUGUCAGCAAUGGAGAACAAUUCUCGCAAAAAUGAAACAACAAAAUAAGGAUGAAGUCACAAACUCUUGGGGAAGUGUUUCCUUGGAUGCCUAUGAAGGGUCGUCGGUGUUUUCCAACUAUUCCAACUCGUCCGAGUUAAAUGGCACAGGAUCCGCUCCUCUCCACCUGUAUCGUGCUGUCCCACUCGGCUUGGCUUUGGGAACUUUCAUAAUCUUUGCGGUGGCUGGAAACAUCUUAGUGAUACUGUCAGUGGUGUGCAACAAGCACCUGAGAACUCCAACGAAUUAUUUUAUCGUUAAUCUCGCCAUCGCCGACCUUCUCCUUGGCACCACCGUGUUACCUGUAUCGGCCACCUUGGAGAUACUGGGUUACUGGGUCUUCGGGAGGAUUUUCUGUGAUGUUUGGGCAGCUGUUGAUGUGUUGUGUUGCACCGCAUCCAUUAUGAGUUUGUGCGUAAUCUCCGUUGACCGCUAUGUCGGAGUGAGCCAUCCUUUACAAUACCCCAACAUCGUGACGGGGCGCAGAGCUCUGCUCGCCAUGCUCGGGAUUUGGGUCCUGUCUCUGGUCAUCUCCAUUGGACCCCUGCUGGGAUGGAAGCAGCCUCCGUCACCGGACCAUACGGUGUGCGUAAUAACCGAGGAACCCUUUUACGCACUGUUCUCAUCACUCGGUUCCUUCUAUAUUCCUUUAGUUGUCAUUCUAAUCAUGUACUUUCGUGUUUAUGUAGUGGCCAAACGGACAACUAGAAAUUUGGAAGCCGGUGUGAAGACGGAGUCGAUGAAUUCAGGUGAAAUAACGUUAAGGAUUCACAGGGGUUCGCAGGUGCAGGAGGACACUGGGUGCGCAGCCAAAGGCCGCGCUCAUCAGGCGAGGAAUUCUCUAGCAGUCAAACUUCUGAAGUUUUCACGGGAAAAGAAAGCAGCUAAGACCUUGGGGGUUGUGGUUGGCAUGUUUACGCUGUGCUGGUUACCAUUCUUCCUCACUUUACCAAUAGUCUCCUUUGAUGUCAGCAUGCGGCCCCCUGACAUUGUCUUCAAAAUCAUCUUCUGGCUUGGUUACUUCAACAGCUGCCUGAACCCCAUCAUCUAUCCAUGCUACAGCCGGGAGUUCAAGCAAGCUUUCAGCCGCAUUCUGAGAUGCAGAUGUCACCGCAGAAGAUGGCCUGGUUGGAGAUCAUACAACUACCAGGGCUCGCAAAUCAACUCUUUCUACUCACGUCAAGAUUCAAAGGACUCCAUGAACUAUGGCAGUUAUCUGAAUGGUAGCCAGCGAACCCUGUCUUCUGCCAGCCCCAGCCCCAGUUACCACACCAAAGGCCUGUCACAUUUCCAGGAAGACGGACCUAGACAUUGCUGGAGCAGGAUACCUACCGUUUUUUCGGAGAGUAUUUUGGAUCAUCAUCUUGAACCUGUGGAGGAAGUCCCUACCCAGUGUAAUGAAAAUCCAGGCCAACAUGGUCUCAGAGAUUGCCCUCAAGAGCAAGAAAAAAGUAAAGAUGUGGAACCUGAGGGAAAUAUGUGAUAUUUUUCCCUACACUGUGGAAUGUCACUCAUCCUUAUCAUGCCUUCUUUGUAAA